AAAAUUUACCCCCAAAAAAAAAAAGAAAGGAGAACAGGGUCCAACAAACGGCCUAUAAAGCUCCAUUUCCCCCGCUCUCCUCCUUCCUCGGGACAGGGUGGGGAAGUGGCCGAACAAAAAGGUGAUCCCGAGCUCUCCAAUGGCGUCUCCUUCCCCUCUCCUCCAACCCCCUCCUUCCUCCCCCGACCCUUCACAACACUGCACCAUCAAGCUACCUCUGAGCUUCCCCAAAAAGCCCCAAACCCCCCUCUUCCUCUUCGUCCUCUUCCUCGCCAUUAGCUCCGCCGCCGCAUUCGUCUUCCUCCUCUCCUCCUCCUCAUCAUCCGCAUCCUCCAUCUCCCCCGAGAUCCAUGUGGGUUCUCCCCGCGCCCGAGCCCUCGCGAAGCUCCGCCGCCCCGUCGUGCUCGUGGUCUCCUGCGACGGGUUCCGCUUCGGGUACCAAUUCAAAACCCCCACCCCCAACAUCCACCGCCUCGUCGCCAACGGAACGGAGGCCGAGACGGGGCUCAUCCCCGUUUUCCCCUCCCUCACCUUCCCCAACCACUACGCCAUCGCCACGGGCCUCUACCCGGCCUCCCACGGCAUCAUCAACAACUACUUCGUCGACCCCGUCUCCGGCGAGCGAUUCACCCCCAGCAACCACGACCCCAAAUGGUGGCUCGGCGAGCCCCUCUGGGAGACCGUCGCCGACCACGGCCUCAACGCCGCCACCUACUUUUGGCCGGGCUCCGAGGUCGUCAAAGGUAAUUGGACCUGCCCCCCUCGGUUUUGCCCCAAGUACAACGCCUCCGUCCCCUUCGAGCAACGCGUCGACACCGUUUUGAGCUACUUUGAUCUCCCCCAAAAUGAGAUCCCUGUGUUCAUCAACCUCUACUUCGAGGACCCCGAUAAACAGGGCCACCAAGUCGGCCCAGACGAUCCCAAGAUCACCAAAGCCGUCGUGCGCGUCGAUGAAAUGAUCGGCAGGUUGAUCCAGGGCCUGGAGGAAAGAGGGAUCUUCGAGGAUGUUACCUUCAUCUUGUUGGGUGAUCACGGAAUGGUCGGAACCUGCGAUAAAAAGACGAUCUUUCUCGACGAUUUGGCACCUUGGAUACGAAUUCCCGAGAGCUGGGUUACUUACUACUACCCGGUGCUUUCGAUUCUACCGCCUACUAGUGUGUCCUAUUCCGAAAUGGUGGCGAAAAUGAAUGCAGGGUUGGCAUCAGGCAAAGUGGAGAAUGGGGAUUAUCUGAGAAUGUACCUCAAAGAGGAUUUGCCUGGGAGGUUACAUUACUCCGAUAGCUCUCGAAUUCCGCCGAUUGUUGGGUUGGUGGAUGAAGGAUUUAGUGUGGAGCAGGCGCGGACGAACAACAAGGAGUGUGCAGGUGCUCAUGGUUACGACAAUGCAUUAUUUUCGAUGCGGACCAUCUUUGUUGCCCACGGCCCGCAGUUUCAGAGGGGCCGGAAAAUUCCGUCGUUCGUGAACAUCGAGAUUUACAAUCUCAUCACCUCCAUUCUCAAGUUAAAGGGAGCUCCGAAUAACGGUUCGGCUUCUUUCCCCAAUUCUGUUCUUCUACCAAGUGCCUGAAAUAUAAUCCUGGAUUUGUCAAUGUAGGGUUGAGAUGUGGAUACUUACACUGCUUUCUUGUAUCUAUUAGUGUGUAACGAAUUAUGUGAGCUAUUCCCAGCUUUCUUGUAUCUUAUUAGUGCUAAUGAUGUGAGUUAGUCUUCAUGGUUAUGAAUCAAUAAUUGUUUGGUUUCA
Molecule: messenger RNA, 1741 nt
Organism: Ananas comosus (pineapple)
Lineage: Eukaryota; Viridiplantae; Streptophyta; Magnoliopsida; Poales; Bromeliaceae
Product: ectonucleotide pyrophosphatase/phosphodiesterase family member 3-like
Exons: 2
Coding region: 140-1567 (475 amino acids)
Cellular component (GO): vacuole
Source: RefSeq, a predicted model, not a curated record